Messenger RNA from Tribolium castaneum (red flour beetle), 1252 nucleotides. RefSeq names its product luciferin sulfotransferase. Bases 176 to 1144 code for a protein of 322 amino acids. Gene Ontology annotation, molecular function: sulfotransferase activity. Lineage: Eukaryota; Metazoa; Arthropoda; Insecta; Coleoptera; Tenebrionidae. Gene Ontology annotation, biological process: sulfation. Gene Ontology annotation, cellular component: cytoplasm. The transcript is spliced from 5 exons. The record is from RefSeq and is a predicted model, not a curated record.
GUGAUAAUGAUGGCUAUAAAUAAUGAAAAUAUCGCUAGGUGAUACCCGUAUUCACAUACAUUAAAGUUAUAUUACUGAAUCUAUACAUACAUUUGCUUAAAAUUUCAUCGGCAGUAAACACUGUUUAUACAAAUAUUGACCGUAGAACCUGAGUUGUCUAGAGAUUCUUCCAACAAUGGACGUUAAAACUGCUCCCACCGAAGAAGAACUUAAUAAGUUGUUGAAAAAAACAUUUACAAGUAAUCUCAGACCGAACUAUAUAACGGUACAGGGUUUCGUGUUACCAGAACGAUACCGCGAAUUUGAAAAAAUCCUCAAAGAGUAUGAAGUUUUUGAUACAGAUGUGUGGAUUUGUGGGUUUCCUAAAACUGGAACAACCUGGAUCUCUGAAAUUGCUUGGUUGAUUGCAAACGAUUUGGAUUAUGAAGGAGCCAAAGCGGAUGAUUACAGGAGAACUAGGAUGCUAGAAUUUAGCAUGUUGUUUUCUGAGACAUUUCUUGGGGGUGAACCCUACGAGCUCGAUUCUGUAGGUUUCAGUAAAGAUCAAAAACACCCAAGAUCUAUUAAAUCGCAUUUACCGUUUCCCCUUUUGCCAGAACAGAUUUUGAACGGAACAAAGAAACCAAGAAUUAUUUGUACUGCCAGAAACCCAAUGGACACGUGUGUGUCUUAUUACCACCAAUGUGCCAAUUAUGAAGGCUUCACUGGCACAUUUGAAGAGUUUUGUAAACUAUUUCUCUUUGAUAAAAUUAAUUAUGGUCCUUACUGGAAACAUGUUUUGUCAUUCUGGGAGCACAGAAGCAAAUCAAACAUUUUAUUCCUAACAUACGAAGAAAUGAAGAAAGACUUGCCUGGAGUUUUGCAAAAAGUGGCCAAACUGCUUGGCAAAACCUUGUCAAAGGAAGAUAGCGUUCGUUUACAACAGCAUGUAUCAUUUGACUCCAUGAAAAAAAACCCAGCUGUGAACAAGGAAAGUAUAAAUAAUUUCCUUGUAUCCUCUGGAACCGAAGUGAAAGCACCAUUUAUUAGAGCUGGGAAAGUCGGGGGUUACAAAAACUCAAUGUCACCAGAGCUUAUUGCACAAUUUCGCUAUUGGAUGCAAAAAAGGUUCGAAGGCACUGGGCUUAAUCUCUUGGAAGAAUAACAUAAAAACCAAAAAUUUUGUUUUUGUAUUUGUAGAUACAAGUAGGGGUAAACUGGGGAAUCGUUUUAUUUUAAUUGUUGCAUGAUUUAAUAAAAUAUUUUGGGUAUA